AUGGCAAAUACUAGGGCGCCAGUCGCUUCAAGAGGAACGCCAUCGACUUCUUCGGACCUGAUUGCAGAUCUAAAUGAACAUAAUAUUAUUCCAUUGAUCAAAAGGAGGAGACUUACCAGAUCGACUUACGGUUCUGUUGCAGAAAUACCAAUUGUCUUGGAUUCAUCGUCUUCUUCGUCGGAUGAAGAUGACAGUGAUAGCGAUAGCGGCAGUGAUGGCACUACUAGUGAUAGCCGGGCCAAAAAUGGAAAUAGUGACAUCAAAGCCAUGGAAUCUGAAAUUGGUAGACAUACUACAAGGGCAACUACAACAUCCAAUAAACGGAAGAAUGAGCCCACUAAUUUACCCUCAGUUACAGUCACCACCCCUCAAAGGCAGCCAAUUUCUGCAAGAUUUUUUUCCUCGAAUUCAAUCUCGAAAACAACCUCACUUUCUAGGGAGAAAUUGAUUUCGAGAGUGUCUGCGCAUAAUACAGAUGAUAAACCAAUAAGCGACACUCAAACUUUGCAAAAUGGGAAAGGGGUCGCGAAAAGUGCCGGUUUAGGUAACAGUGGUAGCAAUAAGAAAAGCAAGUCCGAAGAGGCAACUAAGAAAGAUGGCAAUGUUAAGAAUACGAACGUUUCAAAUACUGGUAUUGAUAGUAAUCACAACAGAAACAGUAAUAAAAUAAAUACUACUGUUGAGAAGCUUCCAGUAAACACAAAUUCCGCAACCAAUAACAGUAGAAAAGUCGAUUUGAACUUAAAACUGGACCUAGAUACAGUAUUGAAAGGUGAUCGGUUGUUGAAGAGGUCACAGAAAACCGCCAAUGUAAAUACCCAUCCAAGAAAUGGCCAAGAACAAUCCAAUCCCAUGGAAAGGGAAAAACCUGAAGCCAAGAGUACCAAUAGGGCGAAAACAAUAAACGAACUUCUCAACAAAAAUCCCCCCUAUUCUAGCAGCACAAAGACUUCAAGUACUACCCCAUCAACGUCGCCAUUGCCACCACCAACUAAAUCCAAGAUCCAGCAAAAACCCCUUAAGGUGGAUACGGUAAAAGCCGGACACGAUUACCCAGCAUCAAAAACUAAGAAAAAAGAAGCUGAGCCUGCUUUGCAAAAGAAAGAAUCUAAUAUCGAAAUCGAUUAUGACUCAAUCAAAGUGCGCAGAGACGUUUAUAAUACAUGUUGCAUUUCUUGUAAGAAGAACGGUCGAGCACAAUAUUGUAAUAAGCAAAAGCCAUGUGAUAUAUGUGUUGGUAAGAAGUUGAGACAUUGCUCCUAUUCAGACAAUGCUAAAGUCAUUAUUCAAGGAAAGGAUCUACCACGCAAUGUUGAUGGUAAACUUAAAAAACUUGUCUUAACACAACAGCGCUUACCUCUAGUUCGUAAAGAUCUGGAUAGAUCCCAAAGCAAAGGGGGUAUCUUGGCUGUCCCCAGUGGAGUUCCUAAAAAUGUAUCAGAGCCAAUAAAACCGUUGGGUUUACUGCAUUCAAUAAAGCCAUCGAAAAUACCUCAAAUUAGAAAUGUAGAUAUUGUUGAGAAAAUCGCCAGACAAAAUACUACUCAGGCAACCCAAGCUAUGGUCCAGAAUUCUUCCAAAUCUGGUGAAAAAUCCACUAAGGAAGACGAUCACAAGGCUCCAUUUGGCGAAACGGAUGAAUCGGACGAUGCGGAUGAAUACUCUUCUGAAGCAGAUGUUGAAGAAGAAGAUGAUGAUGCAGAUGCAGAUGAAGAUGAAGAUGACGACGAAGACGAUAAUACGAAUGACUUUGAGAGCGAGGACGAUGAGUACGAUGAGCAUGAAGAAGAAAGAAGAAGAAAAAGAAGAGGAAGCAGAAGCAGAGCCAAGGAGCGGAAAUCUACUACACCGGCCGAUGAAUUCAGCAGAGCUGAGCGGAUGUUAAGAGAACUAGAGUUUGAGAAGAGAGACAUGAAUGACAUCUUCACCACAAGGAGGAGACGAGCUGCCACGAAGGAAAACUACUAUAUUCCAAGUGAUGUUGAUGAGGAGGAGGAUUUAGACAAUGGAUAUGCGAUGGCCGAAGCCAGAAAUGAGCAGGUUAUUCUAAGUGAAGAUGAGGAGGAAAGAAGAAUGCUGAGAGGCGAUAUUGAUAUGAGCUACCUACAGAGCUUGAGGCUCGAAAGAGAGAAGCAAGCACAGCAUGAGUCUAGUGACAGUUUGAGUAGCGAUGAAGACAUUGAAUUGUAG
Molecule: messenger RNA, 2190 nt
Organism: Pichia kudriavzevii
Lineage: Eukaryota; Fungi; Ascomycota; Pichiomycetes; Pichiales; Pichiaceae
Exons: 1
Coding region: 1-2190 (729 amino acids)
Source: RefSeq, a predicted model, not a curated record